Molecule: messenger RNA, 1662 nt
Organism: Punica granatum (pomegranate)
Lineage: Eukaryota; Viridiplantae; Streptophyta; Magnoliopsida; Myrtales; Lythraceae
Source: RefSeq, a predicted model, not a curated record
GCGGCCAUAACCGUAACCAACCAUUUCCCGCCAUGUUUGCUCUUACUCCCACCAAAACCCUAUCAGCUUCUCCACUGCUCUCCCAUCUGCAAAACCCUAAUCCCAAAUCCUCUGUCAGGCCCCAAUGUUCCCGUUCUCCGCCUCAAAUUAGUCCCUCGAGCUGCAAUUCCCAGCUUCUGACGGAAAGCGGUCUCGAGUUCGAGGCCGGCGACACAUUCUUCCGCCACGAGAGCGCCACUGGCCGGGACCUAGGCGUCCUCGCGGCCUGCCUUUACAGGAAUUCCUAUGGAAGGUUGCGGGUCCUCGAUGCAAUGUGCGGUUGUGGGGUCCGCUCCCUCAGGUACCUCGCCGAGGCCGAAGCCGAUUUUGUGUUGGCCAAUGACGCGAAUGAUGAUUACAGGAGUGUGAUUGAGGGUAACCUGUCUAGAGUUCUGGACGAGGAGGGGAGAUGCACUGUUGUGAGUAAUGACGCGAAUCGGGUCAUGACCGAGUGUUACCUGAGGAGGGAUUUCUUCGAUCUGAUCGAUGUGGAUUCCUUUGGGAGUGAUUCCACCUUCUUGAGGUCUGCAUUCAAUUGCUUAAAGCUCGGCGGGUUGCUUUAUAUCACGUCCACUGAUGGGUACUCUUCAGGCGGCCACAGGCCUCAUCAUUCGUUAGCUGCAUAUGGAGCAUAUGUUCGCCCGAUGCCAUAUUCGAAUGAGAUUGGUUUACGAAUGCUUAUAGGUGGGGCUGUCCGUGAAGCUUCUGUACUGGGCUAUCGUGUUACUCCUCUCUUCUCUUAUUACUCAUAUCAUGGACCAGUCUUUCGUGUCAUGCUCCAAGUUACCCGAGGGAAGCUUCCCGAUAGCAGGCAUUACGGGUUUAUUAGUUACUGCACUAGGUGUGGGAACUCUCAGUCUUACUCUUGGGAUGAGCUUGGUCAGCUGAGUUGCCCCUGCAAUGAUGGGAAGGAUUCGAGUUCGCUCGUCAUCUCUGGGCCCCUUUGGACGGGACCACUUCACUGUGCUUCUUACCUCAGUGAUAUGUUAAAAAUGGCUGAGCAACGGGGAUGGGUGGGUGAUGGGAGAGGGUCUGAUCUAGAGAAACUUUUACUUCUGAUGUUGGACGAAAGUGACCCGAGACUGCAUUUUGGUUACAUCAAAUUGGAUGAGGUUGCUAGCCGUGCCAAGAUAAAUUCUCCUCCACUCAGGGUCAUGAUGAGUGCCUUGCACAAGGAGGGAUAUGCAGUUAGUAGGUCACAUAUUGCAUCGAAUGCCAUCAAGACAGACUCUUCCAUGGCUACUUGCAUUCGAAUUGCAAAAGGCCUUCAGCAGUGUUGAAUGGUCGCUAAGCCAUUCUGUCCUUCGCGUAGGCCGUACUGAGGGAAACAGACCCCGACUCCUUCCUUUUGCAUUUUGGCUUCUCUCAUUGAAGAAGGAAGGGAAAUUGCGAUCCUUUUGACUUUCAAGCACAACAGGAUAGGAGUUGAAUAGGAGAAAGAUUAAAAGCGGUUUCCAGAAUCAAACUUCGAAGACUGAGGCAAGACAGGAACCGAAGCUUUUACUGGCAUGUGAUGCCCUGUAGGGUGUAUCGACCUUAGUCAUAAUAAUAUGAGCAUUAUUUGCUUGAACAAAUGACGUUCGAUUAGCAACUAAUGUGCCAGUCGAAUGAGUUCAUAGUUGA